This is a messenger RNA of Andrographis paniculata, 1758 nucleotides long. Its product is annotated as probable galacturonosyltransferase-like 3. Gene Ontology annotation, molecular function: glycosyltransferase activity. Gene Ontology annotation, cellular component: Golgi apparatus. The transcript has 2 exons. Bases 90 to 1109 code for a protein of 339 amino acids. The record is from RefSeq and is a predicted model, not a curated record. Lineage: Eukaryota; Viridiplantae; Streptophyta; Magnoliopsida; Lamiales; Acanthaceae.
GUCACACGAGAAUCCUCCCAGCCACAGGACCCAAAUAAAACUCUAUCAAUUCCGCCGUCGGUUAGACCGCCGGCGCCGGCGACUUCACAAUGUCGCCGUAUCUCCGCCUGGUAAUCGCCACUGGCACUGUUAUCAUCCUCCUUCUGCAGCUCAAUUUUGCCGCAGAUUCUCCUCUAUUCCACGAAGCUCCGGCGUUCCGCAACGGUAAAUCCUGCUCGCCGCCGCACCGGAACUCCGCCGCCGUCCACAUCGCGAUGACGCUGGACUACUCGACGCCGUACCUACGCGGCUCCAUCGCCGCCGUCCUCUCCGUCCUCCAACACUCAACCUGUCCGGAAAACACCGUUUUCCACUUCCUCGCCAUUACCGACCACCAUCCGCACCUCCACAAAACCAUCACCUCCACCUUCCCUUACCUCCGAUUCCAUCUCUACUCCUUCAAUCCCUCCGCCGUCGUCCACCUCAUCUCCUCCUCAAUCCGCCGCGCGCUCGAUCAACCGCUGAAUUACGCGCGGAUCUACCUCGCCGACCUCCUUCCUCCUUCCAUCACGCGCGUCGUCUACCUCGAUUCCGACCUAAUCGUCGUCGACGACAUUGCGAAGCUCUGGAGAAUCAACCUCAACUCUCACGUCAUCGGCGCGCCGGAAUACUGUCACGCAAAUUUCAGCUACUAUUUCACCCCCAAUUUCUGGUCGAAUCCGUUCUUCUCCGCAACCUUCCGCAACCGGAAAACCUGCUAUUUCAACACCGGAGUAAUGGUGAUCGAUUUGACGAAAUGGCGAAGCGAAGGAUUCACUCAAAAGCUCGAGUACUGGAUGCGCAUCCAGAAACGGUACAGAAUCUACGAGCUCGGAUCUCUUCCGCCAUUCCUGCUAGUUUUCGCCGGCAAUGUCGAGGAAGUUGAGCACCGGUGGAACCAGCACGGCCUCGGCGGCGACAAUCUCGAAGGUCUCUGCCGAGAUCUGCACCCUGGUGCAGUGAGCCUGCUACACUGGAGCGGCAAGGGGAAGCCAUGGCUAAGGCUCGAAGCUAAAAAAGCUUGUACGUUGGACAAUCUCUGGUCACCGUACGAUCUCUACCGACACGAAUCUCUAUUCUCCGAUCGCUAAAUCUGGACCUUUGAUUAUCGCAUCCCGCCAGCUGUUGAGAAUGUUCUGGAAUUAUAUGGCGUCACGUGAAAAGACGAUCAAGGACACGAGAAGGAGAAUUUAGCUGCACUGCAGGGAGGGGUAAAUUUGGAAUUUCAGUUAUUCAUUGGAUUAUACGUUGGUUAAUCGAUCGUACACAUUUGUUUUGCUUUCCGGCGGUCGGGCGGAUUCAGAUAGGUGUUUUAAUGGCGGCGCCGGCGGUGGUUGUCGGAGCUCCGCCGUGGCAGGGCGGCGGCGGCGGAUGAGUUCGAGUUGCGAAUGGCUGUCAUGUCAUGAGGGUGUUUGGGACAUAAUAAAAAAGAAAUGUUACAGGGUGUUUGGGACGGAGGGAGUUCUUUAUUUCUGUUAAAUUGCAACAUUUGAAUAAUAAUAAUAAUAUUAUUACUCCCUUUGUCCCAAAAGUAUAGUCUUAUCACGUUGGAUACGAGAUUUAAGUAAUAUUAAUAUUAUAUUGGUAGUUGAUAAAAAGUAAGGAUAAUGACUUUUUUGCCCUUGUGAGUAUAUUAGUGUAAAAAGUAGUGACAAUUGUGUAAUAAUAAUGAAAAAAUAUGGAUAGUUUUAUGGUGAUAUAGUUAUUUAUGAAAAUGAGACUAUUGUUUUGAAACAGACA